AUGGAUACCGACGCCGAGAAGAACAUUGAGAUCUGGAAGGUUAAGAAGUUGAUCAAAGGGUUAGAACAAGCUCGAGGAAAUGGUACCUCUAUGAUCUCGUUGGUGAUGCCACCAGGAUCACAAGUUUCAUUAUUCCAAAAGAAGUUGACAGAAGAAUACGGUACUGCUUCCAACAUCAAAUCCCGUGUUAAUAGAUUGUCUGUGUUGUCCGCUAUUACAUCUACUCAACAGAAGCUUAAGUUGUAUAACAAUGUUCCUAGAAAUGGGUUGGUGAUUUACUGUGGUGAUGUGAUUACACCCGAAGGGAAGGAAAAGAAGUUAAACAUUGAUUUCGAACCUUUCAAGCCUAUAAACACCACUUUAUAUUUGUGUGACAACAAGUUUCAUGUCGAAGCAUUGACCGAGUUAUUGGAGAAUGACGAUAGAUUUGGGUUCAUUAUCAUGGAUGGUAAUGGAGCAUUAUUUGGUGCAGUUAGUGGUAACACAAGAGAGGUUCUUCAUAAGUUUACUGUUGAUUUGCCCAAGAAACAUGGUAGAGGUGGUCAAUCUGCGGUUCGUUUCUCCCGUUUAAGAGAAGAGAAGAGACACAAUUAUGUUCGUAAAGUUGCCGAAACAGCAGUUCAAUGUUUUGUCACUCAAGAUAAGGUUAACGUUAAGGGGAUAAUUCUUGCUGGUUCUGCUGAUUUCAAGAAUGAAUUGAACAAGUCUGAUUUGUUUGAUGGAAGAUUACAAGCCAAAAUCUUAAGUAUUGUAGAUAUUUCCUAUGGUGGAGAAAAUGGGUUCAAUCAAGCCAUCGAAUUAUCUACUGAAACUUUACUGAAUGUUAAGUUUGUUCAAGAAAAGAAGUUAUUGGAUCAAUAUUUCGAUGAGAUUGCUCAAGACACUGGAAGAUUCUGUUAUGGUAUUGAAGAUACUCUUAAAGCAUUGGAUUUAGGUGCUUGUGAAAUCGUUAUUGUCUAUGAAAAUUUGUCUACCAUUCGUUACACCUUAAAGGACAUUGAAGGGAACGAAGUCGUGGCCCAUGCAAACCCAGAUUUACCAGAUAAGUCAUGGCAAUUGGACAAAAAGACAGGAAUGGAAAUGGAAAUCGUUAAGGAAGAAGUGUUUUUGGAAUGGUUGGCUGAACAUUAUAAAGAAUUUGGUGCUACAUUAGAGUUUGUCACCGAUAAGUCCCAAGAAGGUGCUCAAUUUUGUCAAGGGUUUGGUGGUAUUGGUGCCUUGUUAAGAUACAAGGUUAACUUUGAACAAUUGGCUGAUGAAUCUGAUGAUGAUGAAUAUUAUUCUGAUGAUAGUGAUGAUUUCAUCUAA
Molecule: messenger RNA, 1308 nt
Organism: Lizanozyma spartinae
Lineage: Eukaryota; Fungi; Ascomycota; Pichiomycetes; Serinales; Debaryomycetaceae
Gene: ERF1
Product: translation termination factor eRF1
Exons: 1
Coding region: 1-1308 (435 amino acids)
Biological process (GO): cytoplasmic translational termination
Cellular component (GO): cytosol; translation release factor complex
Molecular function (GO): translation release factor activity, codon specific; sequence-specific mRNA binding
Source: RefSeq, a predicted model, not a curated record